GCAAAAGUUUUUAUUUUUCAAAAAUCGUCUUCUUCAUUGAAUGAUCAAACGCUUUUGGAAGUCCCGAGCUAGCUUAUCGGCACCAUGGCCAGUGUUAUCGCUGAUACUAUCCGCUCCAAACUUGAAGCAGGAUUGUCUCCAACUCAUCUCGAUAUCAAGGACACCAGUGGUGGAUGUGGCUCUGCUUUUGAAGUUGUAGUUGUCUCUGCACAAUUCGCUGGGCUGAACACCCUCAAGCGACACAGAUUGGUGAAUAGCUUGCUGUCGGCCGAAUUAGAAACCGUUCAUGCUUUCUCCCAGUCAACCUACACUCCAGAGCAAUGGGCGGAGAAGCAGGCCAGCUGAUCUUGCAAGUAGAAAGAACAGGAAACUCGUGAGGAGAGGUUAGCAGGGGACUCGGGGACUUCGACAAGAGUGCACCUUGCUACAAGGAUGGCUGGAGAUAGACAACAGCGCUGUGACUUUUGUUCUCUUCUUUCAGAUGUGAGCUGCACUUUCUUUGCUUGAGCUCCGCAUGGCUGUAUUGUUAACCUCUGCGUAGAGCAUGUUCAGGCCUGCAUGCACGUGUUCAGACUCCUGUGUUCUCUGGCGUGUGCCCACUUGCUAUUCAUGACUGAACAACUCAAGGAAUCUGCUGGUGCAUACUGAUUGCAGAGAGGGCCAGUGUUCUUCGGCUGGGGAGUGCAUCAGGCUAUGUGCCGCUGCAGCCACGCAUGCAUGCCACAGUGUGCCGGUAGUCCUGUUGGUGCACAUUGUGCAUUGCGCCUGUCCUGGUGUCGACUGGACUGUCGAGACUGCAAUGUACCUAUCCUUCUGCUGCUCUGAGCGUUUCUCUGCGUCCGCCUUCCGUUUACGACUGCGCCUAUACUGAUUUUUUAUUUUCUAUUCAGCCGAGUGAGCUCUCAACCAUGACAUUGCAUCCUUCAAUUUCAGAAUGAUAAUCAUGUUAUUGGUCUCUCUAUGCUCUUCUUCUGCUUUACCUUCUCCUGCGCACUCCCUGCUUAUAGUACCCAAGACCGUAUGCAUACUCGAUGAUCGAACUACAUGCAAAUACUUGAUCUGAGUGGACAAGCAUGCACAUGCAAAGUGCUCACGUGAA
Sycon ciliatum is the source of this 1099-nucleotide messenger RNA. RefSeq lists its product as uncharacterized. Gene Ontology annotation, molecular function: 2 iron, 2 sulfur cluster binding. The record is from RefSeq and is a predicted model, not a curated record. Bases 85 to 345 code for a protein of 86 amino acids. NCBI's taxonomy places the organism in Eukaryota, Metazoa, Porifera, Calcarea, Leucosolenida, Sycettidae. Gene Ontology annotation, biological process: intracellular iron ion homeostasis. Gene Ontology annotation, cellular component: cytosol; nucleus. The transcript is spliced from 4 exons.